UCCCGCGGAGUCUUCCUCCUCCUCAGUAAAGCGAUUAUUUCUCACCGAAAAAGAACAAAACAAACCGUCCACUUACGCAGCCACCUUCCUCUCCACCACCAUUAUAUAGUCCUAGGGUUUACCCUGCAAAUCUUGUGGCUGCAGCUGGGGCUUUGGAGAAACCACCACCUAUUCUAACAUGGACGACUUUGAGCGCGCGAUCAUGCUCAUCUACAACUCCGCCGGUGGCAGCGCAGAAUCCAACCUCCUGUUACAAGCCAUUGAGUUCUGCGAAAGACUCAAAGCCGGGCCUCCUCCUACUGUCCUUCGCCUCUGCCUCGAUCGCCUUCAUCGUUCCCCUCUCGUUCCCGUCCAGUUCUGGUGCUUACAGUCACUACACGACGUCAUCCGCCUCUCCUACUCGGCACUCGAUGACCUCCCGCUCCUCCGCGCCUCUCUUUUGUCGCUCUUUUCAGAUCGCUUGUUUCCUUCUUCUUCCCCUCCAUUUCUUAAGAACAAGCUCGCGCAGGCACUUGCCGCACUCAUCCGCCUCGAGUACCCUUCUCCUUGGCCUUCACCUUUUCUCCAUCUCCUCUCUCUUUUGCCUUCUCCUGCAGCAGUAGACAUGUUCUCCCGCCUGCUUACUGCUCUUGAUGACGAUCUGAUUAGCCAGGACUACCAUCUUUCAUCUGAUGACGUUGCCGCCGCCACCCGCGUCAAGGACGCUAUGCGCCUUCAAUGCGUACCCCAGAUCGCACACGCAUGGUUCGACAUCGUCUCACUCUAUCGAUCCUCCGAUCCCGCGCUUGCCGCGGCUACUCUUGACGCUAUGCGUCGGUAUAUUGUCUGGAUCGACAUUAGCCUUGUUGCUAACGAUGCUUUCCUUCCCCUUCUAUUUGAUUUAAUCCUCUCCCACAACACUCCGGAGCCGCUUCGUGCUUCGUCUGCGGGAUGUGUUCUCGCGGUUGUGUCUAAACGGAUGGAGCCUCAUUCCAAGCUUAAUCUUCUCCGAUCCCUCCAGCUGAAUCGGGUUUUGGCUGAAUCCGAGUUGGUACAAAAGCUACCUGCGCUUGUUAUUGGGUAUGCUUCUGAGGCGUUGGAUUGUUAUAAAAGACUAGGUUCUCAAAACGAAGGGUCCUCUUCUGCGAUGGAGCUUUUGGAAGAGGCGUUGCCCACAGUUUUUUAUGUAAUGCAGACCUGUGAGGAGCUGGACGCUGGCAAUGUGGUUGAGCUCCUCUCGGAUUACAUAUCGACUAUGAAAAUGCCUUCACAAAAGCAAAUAGUUUACGUUGGUCAGAUGCUGGAGGUGAUUCGAGGGCAGAUUUGCUAUGAUCCUACUUUUCGAGAUAAUCUCGAUGUUCGUGACAAGAUUGGUAAGGAACAGGAGGAACAGAUGGCCGAACACCGGAAGGACUUAUUUCUGUUGUUCAGGAGUGUUUGCCGUGUAGCGCCGGAUGUUACACAAUUGUUUAUCCGCAACUUGAUAGCUAGUGCGCUUUUCUCCUCGGACAUGACUGUGGAGGAAGUUGAAGCUGCCCUGACAUUGUUCUACCGAUUAGGUGAGACGGUGAGUGAAGAUGGAAUGAAGACAGGGAGCGGAUUGUUAAGGGAGAUGGUACCGUUGCUUCUGUCUGCAAAGUUUUCAUGCCAUUCUCAUAGGUCGGUUGCCCUUGUAUAUUUGGAGACAAUCACUAGGUAUUUGAAGUUUGUGCAGGAGAAUGGACAGUAUAUACCCAAUGUACUUGCCGCAUUUUUGGAUGAGAGGGGGGUACAUCAUCCAAAUCUUAAUGUGAGCAGAAGAGCUAGCUACUUGUUUAUGAGAGCAGUGAAGCUACUGAAACCCAAGCUAGUGCCUUUCGUUGAUACAAUUCUACAAAGUUUACAAGAUGCUCUCGUUCAGUACACAAGUUCAGAUUGGACAUCCAAGGAUCUCAAGUAUUCUGGUUUUGAGGAUGGUAGUCAUGCAUUUGAGGCAAUUGGGUUGUUGAUUGGAGUGGAAGAAAUUUCUCCAGAAAAGCAGUCAGAAUACCUGGCAGCACUGCUUAAACCUCUUUAUGGACAAGUUGAGAUGCUACUCAUAGAUGCAAAGGCUGAAGGGCUCGAGGAAUCUUCACCUAAAGUUAUGAGCUCGCAACAGAUUAUUGUAGCUUUAAAUGCACUUAGCAAGAGAGGGAAUUCUCUCAUGUAUACUGAGCCGGUGUCGGUGAUAUUAGUAUUUGAUUGUUGGCUGAAGAAUUUGACUCCAUCUGAUAAAUAUGAGCGGACAGUGACAGCUAGUCGGCCUUCAAUUGGUUUGAUGUUCAAGCAGACUUUGGAUAUUCUCCUACAAAUACUUGUCACAUUUCCAAAUAUCAAACCUUUGCGUAAUAAGGUUACGUCAUAUCUUCAUCGCAUGGUUGAAAUAUUAGGAACAAUGGUAUUGCCCUAUCUCCCAAUGGCAUUAAACCAAUUGCUUGUGGAUAGUGAGCCAAAAGAUAUGGUGGAUUUUCUUGUCCUAAUCAAUCAAGUGAUUUGCAAAUUUGGGACCUCUUUGGAAAGCAUGUUGGAGGAAAUAUUCCCUACAAUAGCAAGCAGAGUAUUCCUUAUUCCAGCAAGCGAACCUUUGCCUUCUGGUCAUGGGAUAAAUACUGAGGAAAUACGUGAAUUGCAAGAACUUCAGCGAAUUUCAUAUGCCUUCAUUCAUGUUAUGGUGACUCAUGAUCUCUCUUCAGUUUUGCUUGCUCCAAAUAGUCGGGGUUAUUUGGACGCUAUAAUGCAGUUACUGUUGUUAACCUCAUGCAGUCAUAAAGACCUUCUUGUGAGGAAGAUGUGUGUACAGAUUUUUGUCAAACUUAUUAAAGACUGGUGCUCUAAUGAUGCUGGUGAAGAGAAGGUUCCUGGUUUUAGAGGCUUCAUUAUUAAUAAAUUUGCACCUAGCUGCUGCUUGUACAGUGUCUUGGACAAGUCAUUCGACUUUCGUGAUGCUAAUACGCUGAUUCUUUUUGGUGAAAUCAUAUUGGCUCAGAAGGUCAUGUAUGAAAAGUUUGGCGAUGAUUUUAUUGCUUACUUCAUCUCAAAUGGUCUCCUGGCUGCUCAGUGUCCGCAAGAUUCAGCAGAACAGUACUAUCAACAUUUGCAGGGAAAUGAUAACAAGGCUUUUAAAUCUUUCUACCAAUCUUUGAUUGAGAACUUGAGACAACAGCAAAAUGGCAGUCUUGUUUUCAGAUAACGCUAAAUUUAUGGGUAGCUUGAGACUCAAAUUUUUUUAUCGCUCUAUCCUUGAAGUUAAUAAGCAUUCUAGCAUUCAAGUUCAGGAUUGCAGUUUCUUCCCAAAGUAUAGUGCCUGUAACAUUUUUUAUCGUGAAGGAGAAAAAAAAAAGAUUACUGGAGUGUGCUCUCCUCUGCAGGGCCAUCACUCUGUGAGUGUAAAGCUGAGGUGCAAUGGGACCUGUAUAUUCUGUGCUUUCCUGUUCUACAAAACCUUCCAAGUCUUUUGCCAGUUUUGCAUUUUGACAUUACACGAGUUCAGAAAAUUUUUAAUCUUUCGGUCUUACUAACAUUUAUUUAUUUAUUUAUUUCUUUGACGACCUGUGCUAAGUAAAAAGUUGUGAUUAUGAAAAUUUUGGUUUGUAUUGUAAUGUAUGCCUUUCAGGUUUUGGGAUUCUUAUACAUUGUUGAUGUUGUUUUAUGUAAAAUAAUUUAUAUAUUUUAAGAAUGUUGGAAGAGGAAGAGAGAUUCUUGCUCUUUUUUUGA
Dendrobium catenatum is the source of this 3711-nucleotide messenger RNA. RefSeq names its product exportin-T. Gene Ontology annotation, cellular component: cytoplasm; nuclear pore; nuclear matrix. Gene Ontology annotation, molecular function: small GTPase binding; tRNA binding. NCBI's taxonomy places the organism in Eukaryota, Viridiplantae, Streptophyta, Magnoliopsida, Asparagales, Orchidaceae. The record is from RefSeq and is a predicted model, not a curated record. Gene Ontology annotation, biological process: tRNA re-export from nucleus. The transcript is spliced from 16 exons. The coding region runs from base 179 to 3187 and encodes 1002 amino acids.